This is a messenger RNA of Micropterus dolomieu (smallmouth bass), 2873 nucleotides long. RefSeq names its product SIN3-HDAC complex-associated factor-like. Gene Ontology annotation, biological process: negative regulation of cell migration. The record is from RefSeq and is a predicted model, not a curated record. Lineage: Eukaryota; Metazoa; Chordata; Actinopteri; Centrarchiformes; Centrarchidae. The transcript is spliced from 6 exons. Bases 161 to 955 code for a protein of 264 amino acids.
UGCGCAGUAUGUCCACAACUAUCCAGUCCCGUCCACAAGCGCAGACAUCAACAAGGGAACGGGUUACUGAUGCGGGUUGAUUUUCAUAAUACUCACAUCGUAACGACGCGCGUGGGAUUUGGACUAUUACUUUGAACAGCUUCAAGCAACUUGCAGCAAGAUGUUUGGCUUUCAUAAGCCAAAAAUGUACAGGAGUUUGGAUGGUUGCUGCAUCUGUCGUGCAAAGUCCUCAAGCUCUCGUUUCACGGACAGCAAGCGGUAUGAGAAAGACUUCACAAGCUGUUUUGGACUGAGUGAAAUGCGAUCUGGAGAGAUCUGUAAUGCUUGUGUGCUCCUGGUGAAACGAUGGAAAAAGCUACCUGUGGGAACAAAGAAGAACUGGAACCAUGUUGUUGAUGCUAGAGGAGGUCCAAGCCUAAAGGUUACUUCCAGGCCCAAGAAGAUAAAAUCCAUCUCUAAGAAAGCACGUCCGAGCCAGAUCAGCAGGCUGCAGAAAGAGCUUAAAAGAAACAAUUCGGAUGCUCACAGCACCACCUCCAGUGCCUCUCCAGCUCAGUCUCCCAGCUACAGCAACCUGUCAGACGACGGCUCAGACACUGAGCUCAGCCCAGGAUCCAGCCGCUCCCCUGUUUUCUCAUUUCUGGACCUAACUUAUUGGAAGAGGCAAAAGGUAUGCUGUGGAAUAAUCUACAAGGGGCGCUUUGGGGAGGUGCUCAUCGACCCCCACUUGUUCAAACCAUGCUGCCGCAACAAGCAACGACAGCAGCAGCAACAAGAGGAAGAGGAGGAGGAGGAGGAGGAGGAGGAAGAUGAGGUGGAGGUAGAAGAGGGCCAGGUGGGCGUGGAUGUCAGCGGGCAGAAAUCCCAGACGGAAGAGGAAGUGAAGGAGACACCAACGUGUGAGAAAACAACACCUCCACUCAGGAGCGGGGUGGUGGUGGAGGAAGGGUGGUGAAGUUAAACCACCCCUAUACCACCACCACCUUGCACUCAUCUCUGAAGAAAUCUUGGGGUGCUGUUUUUUUUCUCAAGCACUUACAGAAAGAAGUUGCCUCAGAUUGCCUUCAAUCAUAAAGCAGCUGAAAAUCCUUUGGUCUUCUCCAUAAUAAUGUCGGGUGUUUGUUUAUUAUGUUUCAAUGGUAACUUAUGGACUGUUGUGUUUCCACUUGGUCUCUUAUUUUCUAUUUAAUAUUCUUAAGAUCCUGACGAUGGACCGUCAUCCGUGGUGUUUUUGUUCUACUAUAGAUGAAAUGCUGGAGCUCUAGUUUGCUGAUACAUUUAAAAGACUUUAUUCCAAAACACAAUAGAUCCACUUACUUACAGAAAAAGGUGCUACUUGAAAUUCAUGACUCAACAUUUCAAACCCAUUGAACCCAUUCUCAUUGGGGAUAUUUUAUAAGCAUGUAUGUUAAGAUGACUAAUAUAAUGGGAUUAGUUUCCCUUUAUUUGUUAAGAGUAGAUAUCUCUUUUUUUGAAAUGGUGGAUAACUCGUUUUGGAAUGAAUGACACUUUACAAUGACAGAGCACAGACCUGUACAGUAGCCCUUGUGUUUGUGUCUAUUCACAUUGACAUACACUCCUAUCAAAGAGUUUGUGUUUGUAGACUAGAUUAACGUCUCUGUGUGCAAAUACGUAUGUGGGUCCCAUUUUGAAUAAGGCCUAUUCACAGCUUCAACAGCAAAUACACCAGCCUUAAUUAUGUGUUACAGACAGUGCUAGUGUUAAUUCUGGAUUGGUAUUAAGGAACAAAAAGGGACAGUAGCUAUAUUUAUUGUGGCCUCAGCAACACAUAGUGCAUUUUGCAUGAAUGGCAAGCCCACUCAUCCAAAAGACCUGAUGAUCUGAUGCAUGAGUCUAAAAUUGCAUGGCCUUAUAUAUAAACUGUAAAUCUUACUUUUAUUUUUUUGGAUCCAUUUCUCUAACUUAUUUUUAUACGUAAAAAAAAAGAAGAAGAAAAAUAAUAAGGUAAAAUACAAGUGUCUGUGCACAAUAAUACCACACAAGACAGCAAAACACACAAUCGGUCUAUAGUCAUUAAGCAAUACCAAUAUCAGUGAUUUCCAUCAUUCCUGGAUCAGUAUAUGGUAAAAUACUUUAUACAAGCUGAAAUUCUACGACAUUGCCUCUUAUAUACCACAAAUGUGUUGUGAUAUAGCCUGAUAUUACCUUAUUUAUCAAACGAAAGCCAAAGCACAUUAAAAUUCACCCAAUGUUAAAUCAAUGCAGGUUUUCUAUGGACACUUGUGCUUGUCCAAGGUCAUUUGUAUGUAUGUUCAUGGUAUUCUCAAAACACUAAUAUGAAAUUUCAUACAUGUGAUGUUGUAGUCGGGAGCAGCGGGUGUGUUAUGUACAUAAGGGGUUGGGUGAGCCACACGGCUGUAUGGGUUUCAUGAUUUAUUUAUUUCAUAUUUAUUUGUAUCACUGCAUUCCCGCUUAGAAGUGUAAAACUAUGAAUUCUUUUCAUCUCUAGCUUACGCGUAGUAGUAUGGUUUUGUAUAUCAGAAAUCGAAUGUAAUUCUCACGCAGGCUUUGUUUAACACUGCGUUGGAUUACUGGUUGUCAAUAUUCGUGAAAUGUUAAGUAUUUAUUUACUCAUCAGUUGAGUUGCGUGCAACCGAAUUUAUUCUGUACCAUCACUUUGGAUCAUGUAGACUGAAACGACUGAUAGAUCGCAACCAAACUGUGCUUUUCCCCUUUUAGCCUGUAGCUUAAAAAUGUUACAGAAAAGUAGGAUACCUUACUCUAGACUUGCAUGUAUUGUUGCUAUGCAUUUACUUAGCUUACAAGUUAGACAAAGCGGUUUUGUAUUUUUUAUACAUUAUGUACUUUUUUUACUUGUCCCUUAAUAAAGUAAUUUUUUGAGUUUUCUGGAA